AAGCUUCAGGUCUUUUAUUUUCAGUUCUAGGAAUAGAAAUAGUGAUUCAUUGUGUUGAGAUGUCUUCGACAACGGCUCAUGACAUUCAAUACAUGCAGACUGGUCGCGAGGAUAGCGUCGGAACUGAAAUGAAACCUUUAAAUGACGAAUCAACCCAGAACUUUUCCCAAAUUAUCGAUCCUCCCCGGAAACCCGUGGCAACAGGAAGAAAAUAUAGUUUCGAAUCUUCGGAUGACGACAUUUUGACGUCAGACGAUGACGCAGAUUAUCAUUUAUCUUCCACAACUUCCAGUGAUGACGAAACAAUCGCAAGCGGUGGGCUUUCAUCUUCCACUGACCUCACUGUAAACAAAAAUCUAACUAACAUUGCGUCAUCAACAAACAAAAACAAUGACGUCAUAAAUAAGUCGUCAUUACUCAAGCUACCAUCAACACCACGUAAUCAGUUGCAACAAAAAUCUAAUCCGACGAGAUCAUCCUUUAUGGACGUAGUGAACGAGAUCUAUGACGAAACAACGGACAUACCUGCCCAGAACAGACUCGGGCCAAAACCAUGGUUGAUGAGGCGAACGCUACUGCCCAAACCGAAGGGAAAUUACCAAGUGAGCGAUAUAGAUUUCGGCUUCAGACCCAAACAACAGCACACAGUGAAAGCAACUCCAAAACAAGAACCAAAAUCUCCGGUUAACCAACCUACGAUACCGGAUACCGUUACGAAAUUGACUACUGUUACCAAACCGGAUAGUGCACCGGCACCAUCAACCAACCAGCAACCUUCUCAAACCAUAGACGAACCUUUGUACUCUGUACCGACAUCUCGAGGACGGAUUUCUAGCGGAAGUACUGGAAAUGUAAUCAGCGAUAAUGAAAAGCCAACGAAAUAUCCAUCAGAAACAGACACUGGAUUUGUAUCGAACGCGUCAUCAAACCCGUCGCCUAGCAACAGUUCUCAAAACAUUUCGAGACUGCCCUCUAGUGACGAAGUUAGUAAAGAUGAUUUUUACAAAAUAGCUUUUGUCAACCCUUCUGUACAGACCUCCCCAAGUUAUAGUACCCGAAGUAUUUCAAGACUGCCAUCUAGCGAUGAAAAAUCACUGGUCGCCGACAAAAAGAACGCACAGGAGCUGGCGAGAGCUGCUAUCCAAGCUUUAUCGCUGUCGAAGAAUAUUCUGCAAGAUAUGGAGAAAGAUAAAGACAAAGUUGAUCCUCGUCACCCGGACACCAUAUAUGACGAAGUUGCUCUUUCACCCAUGACGUCGGAUAAACGAAACGUAUAUGAUGACGUACCAGCCCACGAUGACGUCAAUCGAAAAGAUAACAAAAGAACAGUAAUAUCGGUUCCAGUUUUCAAGCCUCCUCCCCCUCCAACGAGAAAUGAUAAGAACAACGUCAUUUCCUCUGAGCCAAUCUAUGACAUCACAAGACAGGCACCUAGGAAUGUGUCCAGCGGAGCAGUGGAUCUCAUGUAUCAGUUGUUUGGGAAAGACAUGACCGGAUAUAACCAAACAAAUACUCACUAUGGAAGGCCAGCGAGUGUCAAGUCUGUCACAUUUGAAGACGACAUAAAACCGCCAGACGACGGUUUCCCAUCUCGACCUUCUAGUCGGGCUGGUUCAGUCUACAGCGAAUGGAGUGACUGCACGAUCAAUCUCCCAGAAGCCCCUGAAUCAGAAGCCUCCACUCUUCCUAGAAACACCGCUGUUGACUUCCCCACAUACCCACAAAUAGGAUUCUCAAACUUACCCCCAAAUAAUCAAAUGCCAAACUUACCCCAUCAAACCCCACAGCAAUUUACACCCCAGUAUCCCCCAAUUCAAAAUCCCCCAUAUCGCCUCCAAGACCCCUCCAGAUUCCCUCCCAACUACCCCCAGGUUCCGAAUCAAUACCCAAACCCCAAUGGAGCUUACAACCCACGUAACCCCAUGUUUCCACAACAAGGCACUUUUUCUCCUCCCCAGGGGCCAUUUACACCCACACAAGGCCCAUAUCCCCCAAAUUCGGUUUAUGGCUCGACGGCUAAUCCCUCGAUACGGAGCCCAAUUUAUGGGUCCCGUAACCCGUAUCAAGCAAUGGACCCGAACAUGGGGCCAUACUCUCGGCCCCCACAACAUGCUUUUUCACCCCCACGGCACUGGGGGGGAUUUUCCCCUCCUCAACAUCAACGUCACCACCACGAACAUUUUCAUAAACGUGGAAGAACACACGCACGAGGCGGCGGAAGACGUAGAGGUCGAAGGUCACGGCGACCUCGCUACAGCGACGAUGAAGAUUUUUCACGAUCUCCGUCACCAUUACGUCAUCAGUAUCGUGGCGUCAUUAACGCAGAAAAAAUUGCUGGAAAAUCGUACUUGGAUGGAUAUAAAGCUGCUUUAAAGGAUGCGGUGAUCACAUUUGCAGAGAGACAGGGACUGAAGCAGAUAACUGACGCUGCCGAUCACAAAGAAGAUCGAAUUCACGGGCGUCUUCGCCGAGCAAUAUCAGCUGGUCGAAUACAUGAGCUGCCGGAUAAUGUGGAACUCGGGGAUAUAAGAAAAGCAUUUGCCGUCAAACAAGACAAAUCCUACUCUGAUGACGACAUAGAUGACGUCAUUGGCAAUUUUGAUGACGUCUUGGGUCACCCAGAUGACUUCAUCAUUCCAUCAUCGGGUCGUCCUCAUUCUCGAAACGGAAGUCCACAAAGAAACAAAAGACGACGUCAUCAACGUUACUAUAGAGAUGAUGACGUAAUCGAUGACGAUUUUUCUGGUAGUGAGCAUGGAGAAUCUUGCGAUUGUUCAGAAUGUGAAGAGGAGUUUGAAAUUGCAGCAAGGUUUCAUGAGGGGGAAAUGAUGACGUCUCGACCACGUCAUUCAAAUGAGCAGGGUAGAGGUCGAGUGGCGAACGACAAUCCGAGGUCUUCUCCAAGGAUGCAGGGACUGAGACAGAGAUACAUGGAGUCGUUGGAAUCAUCAGCCAGCACAGCCCGGGCCCCUGUUCGGGCAAGUCAAGAUGAUCCGCGAGAUGUCAGCCAAGGGUUUCAACCACAUGAUAAUCGCAGAAUGAGACAAAACCAUGAUGUCGUCCAGCCGAACAUGCAAGGACCAAGGUUUAGAAACGAUUCUCACAACUCGAAUUUCCACGGGCCACCGAUGACGUCAUACAAUCAACGAGGAGGCUACAGAGCAGUGCCACCUAUGGAUUGGAACCGUAGAAAACGAGUUCAGUUUGGAUAUCAAUAACGGCAUUCUCAAUUGUGACGUCACUAUCACCAUCAAGGAUUUCAUCAUCGUUAUGAUUGUCAAUGGGAGAUGAGCAACACAGCCUGUUCAUGCUAGAAAAAACGGCAAUUUUGUAACAUUUAUUUGCAUUUCUGAAAUAAAUUAUAUUGAAGUAUCAAA
Styela clava is the source of this 3377-nucleotide messenger RNA. RefSeq lists its product as uncharacterized. The record is from RefSeq and is a predicted model, not a curated record. Lineage: Eukaryota; Metazoa; Chordata; Ascidiacea; Stolidobranchia; Styelidae.